This is a messenger RNA of Didymella exigua CBS 183.55, 4704 nucleotides long. RefSeq lists its product as uncharacterized. Gene Ontology annotation, molecular function: zinc ion binding. NCBI's taxonomy places the organism in Eukaryota, Fungi, Ascomycota, Dothideomycetes, Pleosporales, Didymellaceae. The record is from RefSeq and is a predicted model, not a curated record. The annotation marks the transcript as partial. Gene Ontology annotation, cellular component: endoplasmic reticulum membrane. The transcript has 3 exons.
GACGACAAAGACGACAAGGACGACAAGGACGACAAGGACGAAGCAGACACAUGCCGCAUCUGCCGCGGCGACGGCACCACCGACGAGCCGCUGUUCUACCCCUGCAAGUGCAGCGGCAGCAUCAAAUACGUCCACCAGGAGUGUCUGAUGGAGUGGCUGUCACACACCCAGAAGAAGCACUGCGAGCUGUGCAAGACGUCCUUCCGUUUCACAAAGCUGUACCACCCGGGCAUGCCCACCCGCAUCCCCACCACCGUCUUCCUGCGCCGCGCCGCCCUGCAUGUCGUGAACAUGUUCCUGACAUGGUGCAGGGGCCUCUUGGUGGCAUCUGUGUGGCUUGUGCUGCUCCCCUGGUGCAUGCGAGUCGUCUGGCGCAGCCUUUUCUGGAUCGCCGACGGCGGCUGGGCACCGGGCAUGUACAGUGCUCUGCCAGAAGCCGCAGCACGAGCAAAGCCCAUCACCUCUAGCCCGGCUGACCUGGAAGCGGUUCGCUCCUCUCUGGACCCCGCAAACGCUGAUGGUGCGCCACAGAACCUGUCACUGUCCAACCUGCUGACGACCAUGUCCUCGGUACCACCCCAACCGAACCCAACUGCGCACGAGCCGUUCAUGUGGACGGUUGCAAAGCGCCUACUCCUCGGCUGGCCGCACCCCAUCGUCACAUUUACACCCCCGCUUGCCAACGACACGGCGCUCAACUCGACAACCGACCCUCUAGGCUUCCGUCAUCCUUCACUCCUGUCAGAGGUCCCAUGGUUCCAUUGGUUCAGCUCGCAGCCCGCAAAUCGAUUUCUGAUCGACGUAUUCGAGGGCCAGAUUAUUACCAUGUUGGUCGUCGUUGCUUUCAUUCUGAUAUUCCUGAUUAGAGAAUGGGUUGUCCAGCAGCAACCAGUCAUCAACAUGGUCGCCCUUGGAGCCGAGGGUCCCGCGCCUCAGGUCCACGACGAACAAGCCGAGAAUGCGCCUGAAGAUGAGCCGAUCGUACCGGAGCAUGGUGAUGCUGCUGCACCCGACGAGCCGCUCGCUGUACAAGGCAGACCCAAUCCGCAGCAUGAAAAUGCUGCUGCCGUUGUAGGAGCCAGACCCGAACCGGACCCAGAAACCGUCGCCGGCGUCAUCGAGCUUGGCUCCCGCCGUCCUAACGACUUCCUCCACAGGCAACGAGAGCUGGCCGGCCAGUUAAUGCUGGCAAAUCCCGAUCUGCCACAGCGACUGAGGACUGUUCUGCAGUCAGAUUCGACUGAAAAUGGGUCCGUGUCAGGGCUCGAAGAUCUAUCUGAAGAGCAGAUGAAUAUGAUCAGUAUCAUCUACGACCAAGCCUUGAUCGACGCUUACGAAACACUCGUUGCGGAAGAAGACGGAUCGGGGCCUACUAACGCUAAUGUCACUGCUCCCGAGAUACGUCGCAGCCUUGAAGAAAGUACGUCAUGGUCGUUCGACAACGUACCGACGACUUCUGACAAUGCCACGCGCGAUGUCGUCCCUGACAGUUGGGACGACGAGACUGCGGAAGAACCAUCAGAGCACCGCGAGCAGGACGCAAAUCAAUCCGACAACGAGCCCGGUAGUGGAGGGAGCAGUGGAAGCUGGCAGCAAGUGUCCAAAGUCAUCGUGGAUAACGAUUCCGACCAAGCGCUGGAAGGACGUCAGAUACGGGACAAGGGCAAAGGCAGGGCCGACGACUUGUCUAUUGAAGAGGACAGUGAAUCUUUGGAAGGAGACAAUAAGCCUACAACAACAGAUGCAGACAUCGAAGAUGGCAUACGAGCGCAGGCAACGACGGAUGUAGAGAUCUCACCCGAAUCUUCUGCAACACAGCUCGAUCCAGGCGAGCAAAACCCUCAGACACCGACCGAGGCGACCGCUGCUGCAAACGUGCGUAUCGCACCACCGGAGGCGGCCGAAGUAUCCCUGUACGACUGGGCGAUGGACUGGAUUUAUGGUCCCGCAGACCCUGCCACGCGACCUGCCACGGACGUUGGGAACGACGAGCAUGUUGUGCGCAACUUUGACGAAGAGGCACCGUUCGUCCCUUUUGCUGGCAACGAACCAGGCGAGCCAGCCAAUGAAGCCAUCCGAGACCCUGAAGUUGCAGCUGCAGCUGCUCAAGCUGGAAUCGACGUCAACGACCAAGACGCCAUCGAUGAUGCUGAAGACCUGGAAGGUAUUCUUGAGCUCAUUGGUAUGCAGGGGCCGCUCGUGGGGUUGUUCCAGAAUGCACUUUUCAGUGCAUUUCUGAUAUCUGCAACCUUGGCGUGUGCUGUCUGGUUGCCAUACCUCUGGGGCAAGGUCGUCAUCCUGUUCAUGGGCAGUCCUGUCGCGCUUUUUAUCAAGCUCCCUUUGCAGAUCAUUGCCACCGUGACCGAUCUGUUGGUCGAUCUCACGCUUGUCGUAGCUGCAGGGUCCGCAUACUGGGUUUCGGGUUUCCUCUCGGCGAUUCUCAAGCUGGCGACCCAGGGCAAGGAUUCCGCUCAUCUCGAAAGUUCCCUUCGCCGCCUGUCUGUACCCGCGGAGUCGAUCGCCAGGAACGCCAUGAUCCGUAUCGCAAACGCUGUGCUCGACUCAUCUCUCUCGUCGAGCCCGGGUUACUUCAAACUUUCUAUCAACUCGCAUGCCGCUCUGCGCAGCCUUCAGAAUUCGACGUCACUGGCUCUAAGCCAAACGAGCCAUGCUUUCGGCACUGUGUUGGAAGAAGCACAAUCUGAAUCAACCUUUGGGUUGCUUUGGAAAGGGUUUCGUUGCGUAGGGACCGCGGUUGGAAAUCUUGUCCACCAAGCCAGUUCCCUUCUCAUGUGGAUGUGGACAUCAAAGCCUUACAAAAUCACUCUAGACAUGGACCUCAGCACUACCGAACAUUUCACAUCUGCGUUGGAGCACUGGACCGCAAACGAUCGGCUUAUUGCUGUUGUCGCGGGCUACGCUUUCUUCGCCCUCACCGGAGCUGUCUACCUCAGACGUGGGACGCCGCUAAGCUCAUCUGAACAGGGCCAGAAGAUCGAACGUAUCAUCUCCGAGAUUUUGCAGCAAGCCGGGGGUGUCCUGAAGGUCAUUCUGAUCAUCAGCAUCGAAAUGCUGGCAUUCCCUUUGUACUGUGGUUUGCUGCUCGACCUCGCUAUGCUGCCACUCUUCAAGAAUGCCACACUGUACUCACGUUGGCAAUUUGCUUGCGGAAGCCCGUGGACAGCCGGCUUCGUACACUGGUUCAUUGGCACUUGCUACAUGUUCCAUUUCGCUCUCUUUGUGUCCAUGUGCCGCAAGAUCAUGCGGAAGGGGGUGCUAUAUUUCAUUCGCGACCCGGAUGACCCCACCUUCCAUCCAGUACGAGAUGUUCUCGAGCGAAGUGUGACCACUCAACUCCGCAAGAUUGCGUUCAGUGCUCUUGUUUACGGUGCAUUGGUCAUUGUGUGCCUUGGUGGUGUUGUAUGGACACUAAGCCGCAUCACAUACGGUGUGUUGCCGAUUCACUGGACCACCGAGGCGCCGUCCCUGGAGUUCCCGCUCGACCUACUUUUCUACAACUUCCUUACCCCAGUCAUCAUCAAAGCUUACAAGCCAGGAGAAGGAUUGCACACAGUGUGCACGUGGUGGUUCAAGAAGUGUGCAGGCGCUCUUCGCCUGUCGCACUUCCUGUUCAACGAGCGGAACGAGGAUGAGGAAGGAACCGGUGCCGUGGAUGCGUACUUUGUUCCCGACGGUCGAUACGUCCGAGCACCUGCUUCAGACCAGUGCAGAGUGCCCAAGGGGCAGGCCGUGUUCGUAGACGUGGACAAGGACAAUGUGCGAAAGGAUGGCAACACUGAAGCCGGAGUGCACAACUCGGGCUUGGUGCAAAUGGUAUACAUCCCGCCCUGGUUUCGCCUGCGCAUUGCGUGCUUCGUCGUCACCAUCUGGAUCUUUAUGGGUGUGAGCGGAGUCAGCGUCACCAUCGUUCCGCUCAUUUUCGGGCGCCAUCUCUUCUCCCUCUUCCUGCCAUCUACGGUCGAGAUGAACGACAUCCACGCAUUUUCACUCGGCGUAUACACGCUAGGCACUGUGGCAUACAGCGGCUUCCAGCUAUACAAGUUUGCCGCUUCUCUGAACCGACCAAAUGUGUCGCCCUUGGCCCAGCUGCGCUCUGUUGCAGCUACAGCAAGCCGAGUCGGCCUGACAGUCCUCCGUUUCAGCUACGUAUGGGCAUCACUCAUCUUCGCCAUACCCCUUCUCUGCGCCGUGCUCAUCGAACUCUACUUUCUUAUGCCGUUGCAUGCGUGGAUUGGGGCCAGUGAGCCUCACGUUGUCCACCUAAUCCAGGACUGGACGCUCGGCUUCCUCUACUCCCGACUUGCUGCACGUCUUCUCUUCGCAAAUCGCAACACCCGGCCAGCACAAGCGUUCACUCAGGUCGUUCAGGGAGGCUACCUUUAUCCUGACGCCAAGAUCGCCACACGUUGCUUCGUACUUCCCGCUCUCGCGCUUUUCGCCAUCGCUGUUGGGGCUCCUGCUUCCCUGGCUUGGGGUACAAGUCUCACGCUCUAUCGCGGCGCCGGCGAGGCCACGACGAACCAAGUUUGGCGAUACAGCUUUCCAGUUGUCGGGCUUAGCGUUGCGGUCAUGUUUGCGACCAAGGUGAUUGCUAGGAUCGUCACUCGAUGGAGGUUGGUUGUGAGGGACGAGGUGUAUCUCAUUGGUGAAAGGCUGCACAACUUUGGGGAGAAAAGGGCGCCA